Panicum hallii is the source of this 4254-nucleotide messenger RNA. Its product is annotated as histone-lysine N-methyltransferase ATX4. Gene Ontology annotation, biological process: regulation of transcription by RNA polymerase II. NCBI's taxonomy places the organism in Eukaryota, Viridiplantae, Streptophyta, Magnoliopsida, Poales, Poaceae. The transcript has 23 exons. The coding region runs from base 871 to 4014 and encodes 1047 amino acids. The record is from RefSeq and is a predicted model, not a curated record. Gene Ontology annotation, molecular function: protein binding.
UCCAUCAACAGCGCCUACCACCUGCCAACGCUACUCGUGAUAUCAUCCCCGCACAGAGGUGGGUGCGCUGCCGCUCCGCCGCUGCACAAAACUCGUUCAUGGCCAAACCUCUCCCUCUCCUCCAGACCACGCCAAACCACCAAAAUUUCCUCACCAAACCUUCACCAAAAAAAUCGAACUCCCAAGCACAAAUCAUCUCGAGUCGCUCGAAUCCCAGAUCAAACCCAAACGCGCAGCUCAAAUCAUACACCAUAGUCGCCCAAAAAUUCGAAACCGAAGCUGCCAGGGCAGAUCACCAUCUGACCACGAUGCCACCAGAAUGCCACGCCCAGACUCGUGCCACCCAUCACUCCUGCUCCGUCUCCAUGGACGCGCACCGCCGCGGCCACCAUCAGCGACCACAAAAUCGAGACGGCAACCGCACGAGCCCGAGCCCGCUCCCACGACGAAGACGACGACUCCCAUCUAACGACCCUCCCUAUCCGAUCCACUCCCCCGAAUCGCACGAGGAAACCUCGGAAAAAACGCAUCUCCCACACCACCGAGCCGCGCUCCCUUCCCUAUUCCCCCUGGUACUUGGGAAGCCCAUUAGAACACACAAAGAACAAGAACCGGAGCGCGGAGAAGAAGAGAGCAAAAAAAAAAAAAUCCCCAAAAUCCCAGGACGAUUCCUCUUCGUCAGCAUCUGGCCAUCCCAUCCAGGGUCGUUUGCGGUUCGCUUUCCGCCGCCUCCGCGAGGGAUCGGGAGGGGAGAGGAGCUUCCCAAUUCACCGAAUUCGCGCGGCAGGCGGGUAGGGUUAGGGUUUGCCGAGGUGGUUCGGGCCCCCACGAUUCGGGGGGGCGGUCUAGCGGCCUAUCCGGCGGUCCGGGAUGAUUUUCAAGCGGAACCAGCGGUCGGAGAUCCUCGCCCUGCGGCGCUGCAAUGCCGCGGGCGGCGGAGGGGAGGACGAAGGGGGAGGCGACCCCCGCCCGAGGAAGAGGCGGAGGGGCGACGAGUUCUUCCCCGUCGAGCUGCUCGGCCACGUCCCGGCCUCCGGCAUCCCGUACGCAGCAUGUGGGUUCCGGUGGAGCGAGGAGCCCGAGGCACCGGCAGAAGCCGCGCAGCCGGCGGCCGCGGCGAGGCCGCCGGUGGUGCGCACGUCGCGAGGCCGCACCCAGGUAUUGCCCUCCAGGUUCAAUGACUCUGUUCUUAUCGACCCCUGGAAGAAGGAGAAGCCGGCAAAGCCGCCGGCGCCUGUCAAGACAGAGCAGCUGGUGCGCAAAAACGGGGUGCUGCACGAUAGAGGUGCAAUCUCUUACAGGAGCUAUGCAUUGUUCGAGCUGGAUGAUGACGAUGAUGCUGAGGCCAUUGUGGCUCCUUACCAAGCGCGCCGGAAUUUCGGUGGCUCCAGGAAGUACUUAGCCUCCCGCAGCACGCUUACCUCGGUACACGAUGAACCGUACAGCAAUUACCACAGAAAGGAAGUAAUGCUUAGGCAUUACUACGAGGAAGAUGAUGAGGAAGAUGAGGAGGAUGAGGAAGAAGAGGAUGAAGAGUAUGAGGAAGAAGAGAAGGAAGAGAUUUUUCACUGUACAGAAGGGUUUGUGUAUGGGGACAUUGUCUGGGCAAAGCUUGGCAAGCGGCAACCGAUGUGGCCAGGAGUGGUGGUCGACCCAACUCAGGAGGUCGCUGCCGAGGCAAUGCCACCACAGCCUCGUGGUGUCUCUGUGCUUUGUGUGAUGCUAUUUGGCUGGCGCACAGAGUUCAGUGAUGAUGAGAAGAAGUAUGUUUGGGUGAGGCAAGGGUUGAUAUUUCCAUUUGUUGACUACAUGGACCGAUUUCAAGGGCAGACAGAACUAAGCAGUUGCAAACCUGCUGAUUUCCAGAGGGCGGUAGAAGAGGCCUUUUUGGCUGAUCAGGGAUUCGCUGAAGUUUUGAUGGAUUGCAGCACCAAGGGCCAGCCUGUGGUGUGUCACUCUUUUCCAGAUGAUUUACAUGAAGUGACUGGCUCAAAUGAGUUGGAGUACCAACCACAGAUUAAGCAAUACAGAAGAGCACUGCAGUGUGAGAGUUGUGGAAAUUGCUUUCCAAAUAAGGAUUCAAACAAAAUGGUGUAUGUGAUGGAGCAACUUGCUUGCAGACUUUGUGCCAUGAUCUUGAGAUCAAAAAAGUACUGUGGAAUUUGUUUGAAAAGUUCGCAACAUAAAUGUGGUGGAAGAUGGGUUUGCUGUCAUGGUUGUGAAAGUUGGGUUCAUGCAGAAUGCGAUGAAAACUGCAGCGACCUCAAGGCACUAGGAGACAACAGUUAUCGCUGCGCUUACUGUAGAGUUAAACUGAAUUCAACUCUCCCUGGGAAGAAUACAAAAUUUUCUGAUCUCAAAAAAGAUAGUUGGGUGCAGAAAGGAAGCAAGCCUGACAAAGUUGCACUUGUCUGUUUUGACAUGGAAGGAACGUACCUACCAGAUCUCGAAUUAAUUUCUUGCCAUUGUGGCCCUUGCAAGGGACAGAAAUUUUUGUUCAAUGAAUGGGAGAGGCAUGCUGGCUGCAGAAGUAAAAAUUGGAGGUCCAGUAUUAAGCUUAAGGGCUCAUUGAUGCCGUUUGGAAAAUGGAUAGAUAAACAUCAGCCAGGCGUGUGUCCCACAAAUCCUUCAAAACGCUCAUAUCAGAAAAUGAAGAAACAGAAGUUAAUUGAUUUACUAAAUGACCCAUAUGAUCCUGUAAAUGUAAAAUGGACAACAGAAAGAUGUGCGGUCUGUAGAUGGGUUGAAGAUUGGGAUUACAACAAAAUUGUGAUUUGUAACAGAUGUCAAAUAGCAGUUCAUCAAGAAUGUUAUGGUGUGAGUGGUAAGCAAGACUUUACCUCAUGGGUUUGUCGGGCUUGUGAAAAACCGGAACAAAAGAGGGAAUGCUGUCUUUGCCCUGUAAGAGGUGGUGCUUUGAAGCCAACAAAUGUUGAUAAUUUGUGGGUCCAUGUGACAUGUGCAUGGUUUCAGCCACAAGUUGCUUUUGCUAGUGAUGAGCUCAUGGAACCUGCUAUUGGGAUAUUGAACAUUCAACCUUUGCUUUUUAUGAAGAUGUGUGUGAUCUGUAGGCAAAUACAUGGUUCAUGCACUCAGUGCUACAGGUGCUCUACGUACUACCAUGCCAUUUGUGCAUCAAGGGCAGGCUAUCAAAUGGAGCUGCACUGCUUGGAAAAAAAUGGCAAACAGUCGACAAAGAAGAUUUCUUACUGUGCUAAUCAUCGGAGCCCUAACCCUGAUAAUGUUUUAAUAAUUCAAACUCCUGCUGGAACUUUCUCAUCAAAGAAGCUUGUUCAAAAUAAUGGCAAAGUUGCUGCAUCGAGACUGAUUAGGAAAGACGUCCCCAUGGAUUCACCAUCGGAAGUUGAAAUUUCAGAUAACUUAUCAGCUGCAAGAUGUCGGGUUUAUGUCAGGAAAGAUUUAAAGCGAUCUAGAGAGGGAGCAAUUGCACAUCGUGUGAGGGGACCUUGUCAACACCGUUGGGAUGAAAUUGAUAAUCUGAAUCCACCAAGGGAAGAGAGGGACCCAGAAUCCUUUUCUACUUUUAAGGAGCGUCUGCGCUAUUUACAGAAAACAGAGCAUAGUAGAGUAUGCUUUGGUAGAUCAGGAAUUCAUAGAUGGGGACUUUUUGCUCGUAGAGACAUUCAAGAAGGAGAAAUGGUCCUUGAGUAUCGUGGUGAGCAGGUAAGACGAAGUGUUGCUGAUUUACGGGAAGAAAAAUAUCGUGUGCAAGGCAAAGAUUGCUAUCUUUUCAAAAUCAGUGAGGAAGUUGUUGUUGAUGCCACAGACAAGGGAAAUGUGGCACGCCUAAUCAAUCAUUCUUGCACACCAAACUGUUAUGCAAGGAUUAUGAGUGUUGGGCAUGAUGAAAGUCGUAUUGUUCUAAUAGCCAAGAGAAAUGUUUGUGCCGGUGAUGAGCUAACGUAUGACUACCUGUUUGAUCCUGAUGAGGCUGAUGAUCGCAAAGUGCCUUGCCUCUGCCAGACUACUAACUGCCGGAAAUUCAUGAAUUAGUUUACUGUAGAUGUCAACGAACCACUCACAUAGUAUUUUUUUUUAUGUCUGCCCCCCGCCCCUACCUCAUAGCUCAUUUUUGGUACAUGUUGAUCUCCCCCCAAUUUUUUUACAUUAAUUGUUAGAAUAAGUUAGUUAGAGCUCAAAAGCCUGAGCUUCCAUUCCUGUAAAUAGCACAGAUGUAUUCACGGCCAGUUCAUUUUUUUCUAAUAAAAAUUUUGCACCAUGUUGAGCUCAAAA